AUGGAUGAACAGGCAGCAAAUACAACCACGGUGAAUCCCGAGUCAGGAACCGCCGAGAUGGCUCUGACCAUAAAAGUGAUCUAUUUUUCGGGAUUGCUCAUAACUCUGGCUGGCUUUGUGCUGAACUGUUUCUGUUUUCUGGCGGUCAAAAACCUGCCCGAAUCCAGUGGCUCUACUCUCAUGAAGUAUCUGGCAGUUUGGGACUCCAUGGCUGUGUUGGAAGAUGGAAUUCUUAGAUGGGGCUUGGAACUGCUAGGUAUCAAUUUGGCAGUUGUGCAUGAAAUCCUGUGCUACAUGUUCAACAUGUUUUCCUGGUCAACCAAUGCGGGCGCAACCUACACCGUCAUAGCGAUGGCACUGAACAGAGUUGUCGCAAUCAAAGCUCCUUUCUGGUACAACAACAAUGUCUCCUCAACGACUGCCCAUAAAAUCAGUCUGGCAGUUCUAAUUUUCGCUGGCGCAAUGGGGAGUCAAGCUCUGGCGUUUUACCGUCUGGACAAAACUCGAGGCUGUACGUGGUUCAGUUCUUUAAAUGCCGCUUUUGUGAUGGCAUUUGUCAACACGGCUGUCUUCUUUUUUAUACCCAUAGUCGUGUUGGUUGUCAGCGACCUUAUAUUCGUUCGGGGGCUAGCCGAACGCACGAGCAAAUCUCUAUCAUCAGGAGCGAGAGGAGCGCCGACAAAAGACGCGGCGACUCUAGAAAGAGAGAGACAAAAAGAGUCGCGGGCACGAGAGUACACGAUAUUUCUAAUUUGUUUGACGAUCUCGUAUCUUGUUUGCUACUUGGGGGUGGUUAUCUUUUCAUCUAUGGCUGGGUGGGGCGCAGCAUACGGGGAUCUGUUGCGAGUCAUCAGCAAGUUGUUCGUGAUUGUGAACAACUCUAAGAACUUCAUUUUCUACUAUAUGAGUGGUGAUGCAUUCCGGUCAGCGUUCAAACAGGUCUUGCGUUCGUCCAAAUGA
Molecule: messenger RNA, 960 nt
Organism: Symsagittifera roscoffensis
Lineage: Eukaryota; Metazoa; Xenacoelomorpha; Acoela; Convolutidae
Exons: 2
Coding region: 1-960 (319 amino acids)
Biological process (GO): neuropeptide signaling pathway
Cellular component (GO): plasma membrane
Molecular function (GO): G protein-coupled peptide receptor activity
Source: RefSeq, a predicted model, not a curated record